Messenger RNA from Vombatus ursinus (common wombat), 1804 nucleotides. It is a transcript of the gene PHYKPL, whose product is annotated as 5-phosphohydroxy-L-lysine phospho-lyase. Gene Ontology annotation, molecular function: pyridoxal phosphate binding; transaminase activity. The record is from RefSeq and is a predicted model, not a curated record. The transcript is spliced from 13 exons. NCBI's taxonomy places the organism in Eukaryota, Metazoa, Chordata, Mammalia, Diprotodontia, Vombatidae. The coding region runs from base 43 to 1395 and encodes 450 amino acids. Gene Ontology annotation, cellular component: mitochondrion.
CCCUAUUCGGAGUUCACUCUGCCAGGUAUCUUCCCCGGCGCCAUGGCCUCGGAGGGGCACAGCAAGGAGGAGACCCUGGCCCUGCGAAGGCAGCUUAUCGGCUCUUCCUGCAGGCUUUUUUUUUCUGAGGACCCUGUGAAGAUUGUGCGGGGCCGAGGCCAGUACAUGUACGAUGAGAAGGGAGUGGAGUACAUUGACUGCAUCAACAACGUGGCUCACGUCGGGCACUGCCACCCUCACGUGGUCCAAGCCGCGCAUCAACAAAACCAAGUGUUAAACACCAACAGCCGCUUCCUGCAUGACAACAUAGUGGAUUAUGCUCGGAGGCUGUCCCGAACGCUGCCCAAGGAGCUCUGUGUGUUCUACUUCCUGAACUCGGGGUCUGAAGCCAAUGACCUGGCCCUGAGGCUGGCUCGUCGGUAUACUGGACAUCGAGAUGUGGUGGUAGUGGACCAUGCUUACCAUGGGCACCUGAGCUCUCUGAUUGACAUAAGCCCUUACAAGUUCCAGAGUCUGGAAGGACAGCCAGAGUGGGUACACGUGGUCCCUCUCCCAGAUACCUUCCGAGGGCUCUACCGAGAAGACCACCCAGAGCCAGCCCGUGCAUAUGCAGCAGAGGUGAAGCAGGUGAUUGACAGCACACAGGAGAAGGGCAGGAAGAUAGCGGCCUUUUUUAUUGAGUCUUUGCCCAGCGUGGGAGGCCAGAUCAUUCCCCCGGCUGGUUAUUUCCAGAAGGCAGCGGAACACAUCCGAAGGGCUGGAGGCGUUUUUGUGGCUGACGAGAUUCAAGUUGGCUUUGGCCGAGUCGGCAAGCAUUUCUGGGCCUUCCAGCUGCAGGGGGAGGACUUUGUCCCCGACAUCGUCACCAUGGGCAAGCCCAUCGGUAACGGCCACCCCAUCGCUUGUGUGGCCACGACCCGGGACAUCGCCGAGGCCUUUGCAGGCACUGGCGUUGAGUAUUUCAACACGUUUGCGGGAAGUCCUGUUUCCUGUGCAGUGGGUUUGGCAGUCUUGGACGUUCUAGAAAAGGAGCACCUCCAGGCCCAUGCUGCCCAUGUGGGAGACUUCCUCAUGGGGCUGCUGAACCAGCAGAAGGCCAAGCAUCCCAUCAUUGGUGAUGUCAGGGGUGUUGGAUUGUUCAUUGGUGUGGAUCUAAUCAAAGACGAGGAAACAAGGACACCAGCCACAGAGGAAGCUGACUAUUUGGUUUCUAGGUUAAAAGAUGCCUGUAUUUUGUUGAGCACUGAUGGACCGGGAAGAAAUGUCCUGAAAUUUAAGCCUCCAAUGUGCUUCAACAUGGACAAUGCCAGAAUAGUUGUGAACAAACUUGACACAAUUUUAACAGAAAUGGAGGAGAAGAUGAGAAGCUGUGAAACCCUUCAAUGUCCCCAGUAACUUGGCUAGAUCUUCCCUGGGAACCCUGGGUUCAAGAAGAAUAUUCUAAAAGGUGAAGAGGGGAACCCUGACAGCCAAGAUAACAAGAAAUUUAAACUCAACCCAUUCACAAUUUACCUUGUAACAUGGAUUGAACCUGUUAAAAACCAAACAAAAGUGUUUGUUUCCAUACACUGGAAGGCAGAGGGGGCUAGUGAGACCCAUACUUCUGAAUCUCCCCAACACACCACACUCUGCUCCAUUACUGUUACUAAAGUCAGACGCUGGGUCAAAGUGGUUAGAAAAUGUCCCAUUAAGGUCAGAAAAGAAAAUACAGGGAAGAUGAAUUCCUAAAUAUAACAAUAGUUUCUACCAUUUGCCUUAGGGCAAAUGACUUAACUCUGCUCUGGUCUUAACUAAGCUUGAAGAC